Messenger RNA from Lobosporangium transversale, 826 nucleotides. RefSeq lists its product as hypothetical. The coding region runs from base 37 to 702 and encodes 221 amino acids. NCBI's taxonomy places the organism in Eukaryota, Fungi, Mortierellomycota, Mortierellomycetes, Mortierellales, Mortierellaceae. The record is from RefSeq and is a predicted model, not a curated record. The transcript has 2 exons. Gene Ontology annotation, molecular function: hydrolase activity.
UCCUUUUCUUUUCUUUUCAUUUUGUGGCGGAAAAAGAUGAAUUACGCUUGCAAUUAUAUCUGUGGUGAUCCCGAGACCUGCCCAAACCCACGAAACGCGCUUGGAAAAGCACGAAAAUGGGAGUGGUACUCUCAUUUAGCUCAACAUCCUCUGGUUUCCCCAGUCCAUCGAGCCGAUCUCUCUGGAUUAACAAAUACUCUUCUGCAAACUGCAACGCAUGAUCGACAGAUUGACGACAGUCGCCUGUACGCCCACCGUCUCGGUUUGGAAAACCCAGAUAAAUUAGUGCGUAUUGAGGUGUAUAAAAACAUGGUUCAUGUCCAUCACGUCUUCUCAGUGCUAGAGUUUGCAGCUGUGGCUAGGAGGAAUAUUGCCCGAUUCAUUGACCGAUCAAGACACUACCGUGAUUUUGAAGAAGGAAAUGAAGAGAGUAAAGGUAACAGAGCGCAAGAAACAGAAACCGGGGGUAGCAAUGACAAUAGCAAUAGUAUCAAUGACAGCAAGAAUGCUCAGCGUGCUAUUGCGCUUCAAAAGGUGGAGCGCAAAUACGUGAGCUUAGGUAUGGUCAAUCAUAAAUCAACAGUUGACGGUGUUGAGUGGGUUGCAUUAGAUUAUCCUAACAAGGAGGUGGCCAAGGACGAAGGAUGGCCUAUGAGUGUCUUGACCAAGAGCUGGCCACCGAACGACACGCAUGAGGAGUGAAUAAAAACCUUAAAAACCUCCCCUUUACAGACCGGUCUGUGAUAAAUGGAACUGGGUUAUGGCCAGCGCCGCCUGGACUUUAGGAGAACAAAAUACAUAUAUAGUUGCCAAAUAAAAUUCUUAU